Molecule: messenger RNA, 2762 nt
Organism: Astrephomene gubernaculifera
Lineage: Eukaryota; Viridiplantae; Chlorophyta; Chlorophyceae; Chlamydomonadales; Astrephomenaceae
Source: the annotation of a GenBank genome assembly
CCAUGGUAAUUCCUAUCAAUGUUUCCUGCUAGGUGCGUAACCUUAGGGUAAAUAGCACUCAAUACGGUAGUGCACGGCCCCUUGCUAUUUGUCCUCGUUACGCUGGAAUAGUGCCCUCUUAGCGUUUUUUUGCUGGGAAGCAUGGCCCAGGUUGCCGCUUUGCUGGUCGCCACCUCCUCAGGGCGAGGAUUGGCAGAGGAACUUACAGCUCACGGCAGCUACACAUCGCUUGUCGAGGGCCCGGAUGGAGUGCCUAAGGUCCUGUUGGGCGUCAACGGGCAACCAGUCCUGAAUCACUGGCUGGCUGCCAUGGCACAGUGUUCGCGGCUACAACCCUUGGAUCAAAAGGUCUUCAUCCUCUGCAACGAAGUCAACGUGGAUGCCGUACGCGCCUGGGCAUCCGAGCCCGCCUUCUCAGGCGGCGGCUUCCCCCUAGAAAACAUCCUCACAAACGGCGCAGACGACAGCCUCGGCCUGGCCGCUGACGUCGCGUCCUUCCUAGCCGCCGCACCGCCCUCCGUCUCCGGGCGCAGCCUCUUGGUCGCCGAGGCCGACGCGCUGUGCGGCCCCUGCUUCGGCGUUGCCCGCCUUGUAGAACACGCGGUGGUCCGCGGCAAGGACACCGUCAUAUACAUGGCUGCUCCCGAGGGCAUGUCGCUCGAGGGGCAUGCAGUAGUGGGACUGGAAGACCCGCGUACGGCGGCUCAGUCGGCGUCUCAACGUGUGGUCGGGCUGGAUGCGGAGCCCUGCGGCGCAGUAGAUGCCGCGACACUGACGCCCGUGCUGGCGCCGGUGGCCAUGCUUCGGCCAGAGGCGUUGGAGCGGCUGGUGAAGACGGUGGAGACGGGCGCCGCGUCGUACAGUUCGCGAAUGGGGGGCCUUAUCGCGGCGUUGCAGCCUGGCAACAUUGCGCAUCCCUCCAUGUACGCCAUGCCACUGGACUGCUUCUUCCGCCUCACAGAUGCUUACAACGUCGCGCUCACCUCCAACUUCUACGCCUACUACGCUGCUGAGAAGGCGGGCUUCAAAGGCGAUGCGGCGCGCGCGUUGGAGGCGUCGCGGCGGCUAGCGCAGCUGCAUGAGGCUCGCACGGCAGCGGGCGGCUCGGCAGCGGCGGGAGUACGACUCAUGGCGGAAGUGGAGGCGGCGCGGCCGCCUGAGCCCUGCGUGGAUAAGGAGCUUCGAAAAGUUUUCCGCGGGUUCUGGGAUGGGUGGCUGCGAGGUGACCGGCACCAUGACCUCGCAGCCAUGGCAGGCCGCGGCAUCACGGGUGCCUCGGUGUUGCUGGGCGGCAGCGGCGGCGGAAUGGGGCACAGCGGUGGCGGCGUGAAGGCAGGCAGCACCAUGCCACUGCGCUUUGCGGAUGCCACGACGCGGCGUCAUGGGGCGAAGGAGCAGCACGCGGUGUACACCACAACGAACAACACGUACGGGCUAAAGCCGCCCUCGCAGGUUGACAUGCCGCUGACCUACACGGCCGCCUCGCAGCACUUCACCAAGUCCUUCCCCGUCACGGCGCCUAAGAGCAGCAGCCUGGUGACGGCGGUGACCAAGUCCAAGGUGCACAAGGCACUGGAUGACUUUUAGGCUGCGGAUGGUUUCAGGGUGAUUUGCAUGCGGGACGAACUUGGGCCGGCAGGUCCUAAGCUGCAGCCCUGAAUUCUGCAACUGGUGCAGGGCUCUGGUGCAGGCUUACGGCACCAGCGUUUGCUGGACGUGGUUCCCUCAUAGUAAUUGUAACCGACUGUACAGACUUGUCCAUGCGUUUGCGAUUUAUGGCGCCUGCGGGUGGAGGUAGGAGGCUGGUCGUCGCAGAGAACCUCCCUAAUAUAGGAAUAGCCGUUAGGAUACUGGUAACAAGUGUAUCUGUGGGCUGUCACAAUGGCACACUCCUUUGAGCUUGGACACCAGUAUAUUGCUGCUUCUCUGCGCUCUAGAUAGGCAUAAGCAACUAAUGCAUGGAACGUGGAAGGCUGUAAUGCUUGGGUAGGCGAGGAGGACGGUGACUGGUGACUCGGGUCUGUUACCAAGACCCAGCUGCCGGGAGGGCAGCUGCAGCGCUGGUCCUGGGGUGCACCGCGCGUGCGUUUCGUCAAUAGCCCGUAGCUACAUUGCCAAGGGCUAAGUAAAGCCGCAUGCACGGCGAGGCGGCUUGGUCUCCAUCCGAUACCUUGUUUCUGACUUCGGCCUGCGAUGUUCGCAGCAUUGAUGCUAGUACGGCAACGGAUGCCUCCUGCUGGAUGACCCCAGCUGCACGUGUGCAUCAAGGCACCGGUCAUCAACACAGUCGUAGUUGAUUGCAAGAUGACGUUCAUGGACUUGUUUCUCGUCCGUUGUGGUGCACGACGUUACGAUCACGUUGUCGUACACUUGGUGAGGGCAGAGGGGGAUGUGCAUGCUCCUUAUUCGCAUGUGCGGUUUGACUUGAGAAGGGUCAGCAUUAAUGCCCAGCAUGGCGUCACAAGUGGGGUGUAUACAAAGCAGCUGGAAAGUAGUUACAUGGUACCGGUAUGUGCCACUCUCUUGCCAAGGUUGCCGCUUAGUAACUAGCAUGGGUACCGCAUUCCAGGUAACUAUGCAUGGUACUUUAUGACCGGUCCUGAGCUAUGUGCAAGCCACAUUGACGACCGUUAUGAAACAUUAAAAGCCAUUACGUUCGAACUACCCUCAACUGCAACUGUACCAACGAUGUUUGUAAGGGAGGCCGUAAAACCUGCGCCCACACUUGCAGAUUUGGGCUCUGACGAUAUUCUAUGUACGAC